Gymnodraco acuticeps is the source of this 7729-nucleotide messenger RNA. RefSeq lists its product as uncharacterized. The transcript has 50 exons. Bases 254 to 7315 code for a protein of 2353 amino acids. The record is from RefSeq and is a predicted model, not a curated record. Lineage: Eukaryota; Metazoa; Chordata; Actinopteri; Perciformes; Bathydraconidae.
GAGGAGUCUCUAAUCACCACAGCUGGCAGUGCUUCCUCCCCGCUGCAGAAGCAUUGUCGCGCAUGAAGCAUGGCAUGAAGCAGUAAAAUGGAAACUGCGCAACUGACUCAAACAAACACACCUUUUGACGGAUAAUUUCCACUUUCAAACUUUUCUCAAAGCUCAGUGUCGACGUUGAUGUUGUACUUCUCCAAAUGACAUCCUAAAAAGAAUGUCCUGCCUGAGAAGUUGUACUAGUUAGUUAACUUUCAUCAUGGACCAUCUGAACCUGGGCUGUCAGGUCUGCCUCACCACAUCUAACUACAUGCUUGAUUUGAAGACCCAUAUUCACUCACAUGGACAUGUACAGAAAAUGAUUGAGGUCUUCCAGCAAGAUAUGUUCAAGGGUCAUGGCAUCUUUCCCUUCAUUGAGUUGAUCAAGUCGCGAGUCAGACGUGAAAUCACAUGGCCCAUCAUAGGCCUAUCGUUGUGUUUCAGUCGAAAGUCAAAAACAUAUUUUUACAUGUGCCAUGUCUGUGAGGAAAAGUUUCUAUCAAUGAGGAUUUUAUCGCACAUCACUUCAAUGGACCACCACAGAAACAACUUUAGCUACAUAAACCCCAACGCACUGAGUUUCUCCUGGAUGCCUGAAAAUCCAAAUAAAUACUUCCUGAGGUCUGAGUUGAGAGAGGGUGGAAACGAUGAGGAAAGCACGAUUGGAGACCUACAGCUGUUGGAAUUGCCUGGAGAACUGUUUAAACAAGUGGAAAAAAGCAAUUACUCAGAGGUGGCUCGCACGCUCAGUGAAAUUGAGAAGCUUCCCAAGAUGCAUGAAGUUUUCAAGAAAGAGAGGAUGACAAUACAAACAUACCUAAAAGACAGCAAAAGGGAACAUCCACUUCUUGGCAUGCAGCACCUCAUUGAGUGCAUUUGUGUCGGGCAAACGGAGAAGAGAUACUACCUCUGCACGCUCUGCAACAUAACUUUGACCCCCCAAGGGAUCAUCAAACACGUUCUGAGCUUUGACCACAUCUUUUCUUACUUUAAAGCGUGGCACCCUUCAACUUUGUCGUUGAACGCUUAUUUCAACACUUACACAAAAGACUUUGGCUCCCUGAUGCUUAAUUUUGCAAAGCAGGCAGAGGAAAUUCAUGGUACUGCAAACAUGGAUAUAAAGCAAGUGAUCCUGGAGCCUGCCAAAUUCGCAUCAGUGGAUUUCACCUCUUAUACAGAAGCUUUAAAGGAGUUGGAAUCGAUCACAAAGGAAAACAAUGGGAGCAGCUUGAUGACGAUUGUCAAACCAGGGAAGAAGCUGGUUUUAAAGGCUUUGGAAUCCACUCCAAAGGAGAAAGAUGACUGCAGCUCGAUGACAAUUGUCAAUCAAGAGAAGAUGCCAGCUUCAAAAGAGCUGGAAUCCAUCACAAAGGAGAACGAUGAGAGCAGCGUGAUGAAAGUUGUCAAUCAAGAGAAGAUGCCAGCUUCAAAAGAGCUGGAAUCCAUCACAAAGGAGAACGAUGAGAGCAGCGUGAUGAAAGUUGUCAAUCAAGAGAAGAUGCCAGCUUCAAAAGAGCUGGAAUCCAUCACAAAGGAGAACGAUGAGAGCAGCGUGAUGAAAGUUGUCAAUCAAGAGAAGAUGCCAGCUUCAAAAGAGCUGGAAUCCAUCACAAAGGAGAACGAUGAGAGCAGCGUGAUGAAAGUUGUCAAUCAAGAGAAGAUGCCAGCUUCAAAAGAGCUGGAAUCCAUCACAAAGGAGAACGAUGAGAGCAGCGUGAUGAAAGUUGUCAAUCCAGAGAAGAAGCCGGAGGAACCUAUUAAAUCAUACCAAUUACACUGUCAGAACUGCGGUUGGAGCUUUAACUUAUUCUCUAAAUACUGCAAACACGUGUCGUCAUGGAAACACCAAGAGAUGGUGAAUACAUUUGUUGGCGGAGGUGCUAAUUGUUAUGGCCAACAGGGAUGGGUACCUGAACUGGGCCUCUACUAUAUCCACAAAGAGAGCUUGAAGCUAAAACAACCCCUUAUUGGUAUUUCCCUGAUUAUGACGUUUGUCUGCAAUCAGGUUGAGAGCAAACCUUUUUACAUUUGCUUCGCUUGUGAGGAGUGUUUCUCCGAGUCCUCUCUCAGACAACACUUACACUCUACACAACAUCUCGUAUACACGUUGGUGAGCUUUGAGUCGUUUAUAUGGUUGCUGUACCAGAACCCGUGGCGGCUUACUUUUGCUUGGGAGACUUGCCUUGAUCUUUCUUUUUUGAGAUCAAUGGCAUGGGAAGAGGAGAAGGAAAGAGGAACAAACGAGAGGAAGCUGAAGGUUUUUGAUAUACCAUACUGGAUAUUUGAGGGCCUCGACCAGCUAAAUUACAUACAAGUGAUGGAGAGACUUGGUCUGUAUCACACUGUCUUAAGGAACAACGUUCCUGAGCGUGAAACAUACAGCAAACUCAAACAAAACGAGAUAUUUCCUCAGCUCGGCAGUCACUUCCUGGUCAUUUACCCCAGCUGUACCAAAGAGCUUUCUCUCACAAAAAAGGGAUAUGUGUGUCUGCUUUGUGAGAGGAGGUUGUUUGGCGAUGAAUGUUACGCUCAUGUGUUCAGUUUUGACCAUGUGGAAACAUUUCUAGAGAGUUUCCAUCCAGGCUCCACGGAUUCGAGCACUGAUGCAGAGACGUUGCUGGACUUGGCAAAACAGGCGGGGCGCAUUCACCCCAUAUCAUGUGUACAGGUUAUAUGUAUGGAGAGGCCAAUCUGGGAUUCGUACUCUUACUCUACCACAUUAAAACUCCUGGCAGGCAGAAUGUGGACCGUUUGUCAAGCAGCGCUUACAGCCCCAAUUAUACCUGGAAAGAAGCUGAUCCCCAGAGAAACUCUGAAAGCUGUAGCCACAAAACAAGUGACAGACAGCAGCCAGAAGAAUGGAAGGAUGAUGGGGUGUUGUGAGAACACAACAAGUCAAAAGUCUACAGACCAGAGUGAGACGACCCUGAAAACGAUCCCAGUAGAAGUUGGUGCUGAAGUCACCAAUACACAAUUUGCAAAAAGUGGACAAAGUGUGGAAAAGGGAAACAAGGACAUUCCUACACCAAGUGAAAAAGAAUCACAGAAGAGAAAAGAGUUUUCAAGAGAUGGUUUGGCGGAGAUAAAGACUGACGGUAGUGAGACAUGCCAGAAACCAAGUAGGGAGAGCCCAGUAACCUGCAAAAAAACAGACAAAAAGGAUGAAAUGGAGAGGGUAAAAAAGAGGAACAAAAGUGGCAAAGAAAUCCUGAAACAGAAGAGGAUAAUCUCACAGGAGGACCCUUGUCCUGUUCAGGAUAUGAAGCAAGUAAAGAAACAGACAAAAGGAAUCCUCUCCUCCAAAAAAGACUCAUCAGAAUCUCAAAUGCAGGUUACUGACACAGACCGGGGAGAAAGUGGCAAACCAGGUCAGGAGCCAGCAAAGGAUGAAAGUUCUUCAAACGUGAACUGCCAACAAAAAAACCAGCUGUGGCAGUUUCUCAAAAAGAAGACUCGACACCCUGUGAUUGGCCUGAGUGGACUUGUUGAACUCCAAUGUGAUGAGCGUGACCCCAUCUACCUGUGUGAUUGCUGCUCUCUGACGAUCCCCGAGAAGGACAUCAUCAGCCAUGUUUCUGGAAUCGACCACCAGAAGUUGUAUCUGAUGAAGUUCCAGAAACUCCCGCCUCUACGAGAGAUGCAACAGGUGAAGGCAAUCAGAGAUGUGGCUGCUUUGUUUGAACAACAGAAUGGAUAUGGAGAGGCUCAGGUUGAGUAUCUGGAGAAAGAGAUUUACGAUGAAAUCUUGGUACAAAACUUUAAAUCAGCCAUCAAGACGGUUAAGAAACUUCAGGAUCAAAUGAACAUCAGAAGGUAUGAAAGAUCUUAUACCUCAGCUCCGUCUAGUGUUCAACCUGUGGACACAUCGACUGCUCAACAUCAGCUCGGUUCUAUGAAGAACGACUACCAGGAGGUGAAUAUGGAGGUUGAUGAGGAUUCAGAAGACUCCUGCCUGACUGUUUCCAAAAGCAGCGUGCACAAAGCUGAAAUACUUUCAAACAAAAUGUUUGUACCUUUUCAAAUAGCUGCUAUUUCCCAAAAAGAGGGGACAUGCAAAACUGCACCAACUUCAUGUUUUAAUGAAACCACGCCAAAGACUUCCAUGCCAGCCAAAUCAACAGCAGCCAGCUCCAUAUCCACCAUGGGAGAAACUGCCAAUGGACGUAGAGCAACUCCCUCCAUCUCUACUGCCACCACCUCUGAACCAGCAGCAACCACCACCACCUCAACUGCAUCCAUCUCCAGUGAGAUGUCAACAACUAAAUCUGCAACAUUGCCCAAACCUCUGGAAAAUAUUACUGGAGCUGCAGCCAAUAUUACAGCUAAGACUUCAUAUAAAGCUGCCACAGCUUCUAACAAAGAGUCCAUGGUAGUGCAUGAAGCCGCCUUCAAAACUGCACCUGCUUCCAAAAAGGAAAAUACCUCCAGAAACUCUGAAAAUGUCUCAACAGCUUUGUUCCUGUCUCAAACCCAUCCCGUAACAUCUGUAGCCGAUAUUAAAAUGGCAGUGAAAUGUGAUAAUACUGAAGCCUCUGUAAAGACUGCUGCUAUGAAGAAUUCAGUGGCUUCAACAGCUGAUGUUGCACCAAAUGUUCAAAAGAGUAAAGCGCCAAAAGAUCCUAAACUGAACAGGCACACAAAUCCAACCACAGAGCCAUCACGUAACUCCACAACUCCUAAAGUUGUAGGAAUUCUGAAAGCUUUAUUAAGAACAAGAGACGUGCAUGUCUCCUCACCCUCAACACACACUGCAGAAGUUUUAAGACAGAACGUUACCUACACCAGUCCAGCCUCAAGACAAGAUGACUGUAUUUACAUGCCGCAAAAUGAAGGUCUUUCUCCUGUUAACCAAUCAGAGCAGAUCAAGCAUCAGCUCCAGACACGAUUGGUCCAGAUUCCAGCAGUCAAUAUAGGGAAACAUCAGGAUUAUCAGCCUCCUCUUGCCACUGGUGCUGCAGGCAGAUUCACAGACAGCCCAGAUACAUGCCAAGAGACCCGCAACACUAAACAGCAGCAGGCGAGAAGAGAUCCAGAGUUAGAGGACUCGAGCAGGGAACAGCAGAACCAACCAAAAUCCAGCCAGAGGGCAGAACAUGUGUCGACACACUCGCAAGCACUCACAAUGUUUUUAACAGGGGAAAGCAGUCAUUUGUCCACCUACUUGAAGGUACAGGGAACUGAGCGUGGUGGAUCAAUCAUAGGUCAGGGCUUUGUGUGGGAGUGUCAGGGGAUUUCUGUGAGCCCGUUUUACCUGUGUGAGAGCUGCAAGGAAAUGAUCAUCCACUAUAAGAUCUGUGAACACAUGAGGAGCUAUGAUCACCAGUUACAAUACAUUUGGAUGCAGUACCCAGACUUACUAAACUUCUGGGAUCGUGAUUUUAUUCUUGAAGAGAUGAAACGGGAGAUCGUAGAGGGCAUCGCCAUGAUGCUCUCUAAACGGGAGUGUUACUACAAAGUGGAUGCACAGUGCACACUGCUGAGACCGGGGGCGUUUGAACAUGUUAAGAGUCUUUCGUUCAGUGAAGCUUUAAAACUGGUUAAAGACCUCAAAGAUCCUAAACUGGACUGGCAAACCAGCUUUACAGCACAACACAAGGAAACAAGACAAGAAAUAGAGGAAUAUCAUUCCGAAAACACUGUUGGAUAUUUGGAUGGGGUCCAACAAAGGAGAGUCUUGAGUCCUCUGAAUGUGAAAAGCAGUUCCCCGAAUGCUGAUUUUCUUGUCCCUCCCAUCUCAUCUCUUAGUCCCCAAGUAAAGCCAGGACCCCCAGACUUUCAGCACCAGAUGCCUAUCACAGAAUAUCAAGUAAAACAGGCUGAGGUGCAUCUAGAAUCCCAAUCUUCCGCUAUUGUUGGUCCUAAAACCAUUCAAACCCUGUCACUGUCUCCCACAGUUAAAUGCCCUCCAACCAGAAAAAGACCAGCUGAUGAACCAACUCUGGACAGAUAUAGCACAAGUAACCCCCAACUCGAGGAUCCUUUGCCAAAAUAUUACAAACCAACAUGCAGUCAGCCCAGCUCAGAAUCAGCCUCUGAGUCCUCUUUAGUCAACCCUGCUGCAACCCCCCCCCUCCUGUCUCCAUUGGACCAGGACGCAGGACCUGAAUCUUUUGAACUAGACAAACUCCCCGAGUACACGAUGCAUUUUGAUCACCUAUUGGCUCUGGUGAGAAAGACUAAGUUAAAUGUUUCCUCUGGCAAAUCACCUCCUUCGAAUAAUGAGAAUGCAACCUCCUGCACUUACGAUUCAUCUCAAAGGGUUGUGAAAAGCAGUUGGGAUCAAAAGCAUGUGCAGAUAAUGUCUAACAUGCCCCCAAAAGAAACAACAGGGGAUUUAAAGCAUGUUAAUGUGACACAAGAUCCAGCCGCCGCCUACUCAUUUGAGGAGAUGUCUCUAACGUCUGCAGCUCCUGUGGGCCAUGAGAAGCAACUCGUCGCCCCUCAUGCAAACUGGGCUCUCUCCGCAAACAACUCAUCUCUUAUGGGCUCGACUUCAACGAGAGGCAACCUUUUAUUCAGAGGGACUGAAGCCCAAACAGUCAGUACAGUGUUAGCUUCUGCCAGCACUGUGGACCCAAGCGACCCACAACACCAGAUAAGUGUCAAAGAUCAGAGAAACCCUAGUCUCUUUUGUGAAGUCCCCAACGAUAACCCAGAGACUGUCAGACCCAACCAACUGCCCAUUAACACCAUCAUAACUGCCAGGCCUAACGAUCUGUUUAUGAGCGGCUAUAACCGAGAGGCACUCACUGAGAUGAACCAGGGGGGUCGGGCUGCUCACACGCUAGCUGCAGCUGCACCAAUGCGCCCCAGCAAAGCUUCAGGAGGCCUAUACGUCUUGAAUGGACAGCAAGUGUUUAUUUCUCCUGACGCUGUUGGAAGUUACACAACACCAGACCACAUUCCUGCAUACACAACAAGGGGGGUCUUCCCAAAGCAGGAAGCAGGGCCCUUCAGUAUGCAAUCAUUUGGACACAUAUCAGCAAGUCCUCUGCCCCCAGACUGGGUGAUGCUGGGACGGCAGCAGCAGUGGCUCUUGCAGCAGCAGAAGCAGCAGCAGCAGCAGCAGUACUCCUCAUGGACGAUGGCUGCAGCUCCAGCCAACUAUAGGAUUGAUCAAACACAGAGUUCUUCUCAGGUUUACAUGCAACCUCCGUUCAAUCACUAUCCUCCUGCAGCCGAUAAUGGAAUCGUAUCCCAGGGAUCAGCUAACUCAUUUAUGGCCACUGGCACAGGGUUGUUUACUCCAGGUCCCCAUAUAACCGAUAACCCUCCUCAAUGAAGACUACCUGUUAAACCAUGUAAAUACAAGGUAUUUUUGCAGCACACCCGUUAAAUACUGCCGAUUGUAUUAGAUAUUUUUGUGAACACAAGGAAGUUUGGAGACAUGGCCUAAAAAUCCCCAGUCUGAUCUCUUUGUUACAUUUCAAAUAAGGUGUAAAUUGUUCAUUGCCAUCUUGUUUUUUGAUAUAUUUGUGUGUUACAUACACAACCAUUUUAAAUUGAUUCAUUGGAGUAGCAACAGGUUCAAUAAACUGCCAGUUCAUUUAAAACCUUUGCUUGCUUAAUAUGAAGGAUACGUUUGUAAACAUUUUCAGACAGGAUAUUAAGCUACUGUAGAUAUUUUUUGUUUUUACAUUUUCAGCAGUGUACUUUGAUUUAUAAUGUUUGUUUUAAUAAAAUUCCUUUAAAUGCA